Messenger RNA from Vitis vinifera (wine grape), 1136 nucleotides. RefSeq lists its product as uncharacterized. The transcript has a single exon. The record is from RefSeq and is a predicted model, not a curated record. Bases 196 to 867 code for a protein of 223 amino acids. Lineage: Eukaryota; Viridiplantae; Streptophyta; Magnoliopsida; Vitales; Vitaceae.
CCCCCACGUGUAUAUAUCUCAAAUUAUAUAUACUGUGGAAUGGUAUUUGUAGGGCUGUGUCCAACACCAACAAUACCUUGGGAAGUUACUACUCUUAAAAAAAUUGAUGUGGGUGAUUUUAAUCUUGGGGAAUAGAAGGGUGUGGAAUUUGUUGGUUUGUUUUGAUAAUGGUGACAUAGAGGAUAAUUCACAUGUAUGAAUGGAGAGGCCAUCAACACACUUGCAUUCUUCUCCUCUCAUCUUACUUCCACUCUUGUCUUCUUCCUCCUCCCUCUCUUAUCUCCAGUACACUCUCCCUCUCAAUCCCCAUUUCUUCUACUAGACUGCCCUUCUUCUCAUCUCAGUAAAUACUAUCUCCCAGUGUCAGCCAUUGAAAUGGCGACUCCACAGCCAUUAUUCACCCUUUUCUUCCCUUUCUUGUUCGUCUUCAUUUCUUCAAUCAUAUUCUCAGUGGCUACUACAACAAUAUCAACAAUGUCCAAGGGCCAAAUCUCAUGCACAAUGUGCUCUGAGUGCAGCAACCCUUGUCAGCCCAUUCCCCCGCCGCUGCCUCCAUCCCCACCGCCUCCUCCUCCCACAAUUCUCUGCCCUCCUCCUCCUGCUCCACCACCACCACCUUCUUCCCCCGUCUCCGAUUGCCCGCCACCACCUGACAGCCUGCAGUUCCCUCCGCCACUCCCUCCCAUUGGUGGUAGCGGCAGCGGAGGCGGAGGAGGUGGCGGUGGAUGGUACCCAAUUCUCCCUUACUUUCCAUUUUACUAUUACAGCCCUCCUCCGCCUUCUUCCCUUUCCAACUCCGCUCAUUUCAAAAACCACCCCAUUGUUUCUUCCAUUUUUCUUUCCCUCAGUUUCUUCUACCUCUUCUAAAACAACCAAAAAGAUAAUCAUGUAUAAACCAGCUGGAUCAAAUGAAAAAGAAAAAGGAAAAAAAAACAUCUGCAGCUUCGAUGCGGAUCUGGCAGCGGCAAUGGUGACUGAAGCAGUUUGUCAACUUCAUGCGUAAUUUUAUGCUAAUAUGUUGUUUAUAUAUCUUAAGCUAGAUGUGGGGAAAAUAAAGAUUGUCAACUUUCCUCUCUAUUAUUGUUGUUCCAUUCUUCCAUUCCAUGUUAAUAAUAUUUCGUCUUCUGUCGAUAUUA